Messenger RNA from Capsicum annuum, 1354 nucleotides. RefSeq names its product glutathione S-transferase T1. The coding region runs from base 312 to 1064 and encodes 250 amino acids. The transcript is spliced from 7 exons. NCBI's taxonomy places the organism in Eukaryota, Viridiplantae, Streptophyta, Magnoliopsida, Solanales, Solanaceae. The record is from RefSeq and is a predicted model, not a curated record.
AUCAAUUUUUUAAUCAAUUUAAUUUAAUUCAGGAUUUGGUUUGGUUUUUAACCAAACCAUGAACACCUGGAUGAGAUACAUGAGAUAACUCAAUCUUCCAACCAAACAACCUUUUAAGUGUUUGAUUUUGGCUAAUGUUAGAGUCUAACCUUAUCUAGGUGGAUCCCACCCAAACCUUAGCUAACCAAUUGCCUAUGGCAGCAAAUUUAGCAGUAGAAAUCUGAAAAGUCCACAUAUUCAGCUACCGUCGCCGCCGGUGAAACGUCGGAGUUAUUUUCCGGUGUUCCAAAAAUACCAAUUGAUCUAUAAAGAUGGCGCUGAAAUUAUACGUAGAUCGUAUGUCCCAGCCUUCUCGCGCAGUUAUCAUCUUCUGCAAGUUAAAUGGAAUAGACUUUGAGGAGGUACGCAUAAAUCUCUCCAAGCGUGAGCAGUUGUCUCCUGAAUUUAAAGAAAUUAACCCCAUGAAGCAAGUACCAGCUAUAAUGGAUGGAAGAUUUAAGCUUUCCGAAAGUCAUGCAAUUCUUAAAUAUCUGGCUUGUGCAUUUCCAGGAAUUGCAGAUCAUUGGUACCCAGCUGACUUAUACAAAAGAGCAAAGGUAGACUCUGUGUUGGAUUGGCAUCACUCUAACUUGCGUCGUGGUGCAGCUGCAUAUGUCUUUAGUACUGUUCUCGCUCCUUCUUUUGGGUUGACUUUGAAUCCACAAGCAGCAGCAGAAGCUGAGAAAGUCCUUUUGACAUCUCUUGCAAAGAUCGAGUCUGUUUGGCUCCAGAAAAAAGGACAAUUUUUGCUUGGAAGUGGCCAACCUUCAAUUGCAGAUCUUAGCUUAGUGUGUGAGCUUAUGCAACUUGAGGUUUUGGAUGAGAAGGAUCGUGAGCGGAUAAUAGGCCCAUACAAGAGAGUUUUGAAGUGGAUUGAUGACACAAAGAAUGCCAUGCAACCUCAUUUCCAAGAGGUACAUGUCAUCCUCUUCAAAGCUAAAGAGAGGUUCCAUAAGCAAAGAUCUGCAGUAGGAAGUAGCCUUCCUCAAUCGAGCAGGAAACCUGACUUACAUUCGAAGAUGUGAGCAAGCAAUUAGGAGCCAGGCGAUGCAUUGUGCUCGUAGUAUCACCAUGCACAGUGUAUAUGUGAAAGCUGAUACAGGAAGGAGAAUUCUGAUCUAAGCUUUUCUUAUUCAUUUUCUUUAUGUAUAUGUACUUAAAAAAUAAGCGUUCAAUUGAUAAUCCUAGUCCACAGAAUAUGUAAUCAGAAAAGCUGAGACUCCCGUACUCUUGGGUAUACAUCUGUUAUUUCUUCACUGUAUCAAAUGUAUGAGUUCUGAAUAUUAUCUAUGAAUGCCACUUGCAACGUGAACUA